AUGGCGGACUCUAACAACCCUGCCUCCGAACCUUCUUCGAUCAUAGCACCCCUCGAUAUGGAAUGGGCUCGAGAUGAGCUGGUUCCCUUCCUACAGUCGGUAUUCGCGCAACCAGGCAAACCCGCGGAUGAUUGGAUGAAGAGUAUCCUUCAUGCGAGGCGCAAUAUACAUCUAAUACCCUUUUACGAAGACUUUCCGUUGACGAUUGAACGUCUUCGCCUCACUCUACUCAACUCGGAAACCCUUACGCCAAAGGAGCUGUCGAAAUUCACGAAGGUCACUGAGCUAGGUAGCCAGAUGUGCAUUCGUAUAUUCGUACGCCAUGCAGCUACACAAGGGCCAUACCUGCUCUUCUCACUCGGUCGAGAUCCAAAUCCAGAUCUCCGACGAGGAAGUCAGGCUAGGGGCAGCCGUCCUGCUCGGACACAACCGCCGCAGCUCAUGGACGAGAACAGGGCGCUGCAGAAACAGAUGAGCGCUCUCAACCUCGAAAUUGAAGGUCAUCACGGAGGCAGAUAUGUUCAGACAAUUCGGCCACGGCAGCUUCGUGGAGAAUACGAAGGACAUCCAGAUAACGGCCAUCACUUGAAUCGAGGAGCGCGUGUGUCUCAGGCGGUGCAACAGCCGUCCCCGCAAUACCCACCAGCUCCAUUUGGUGGAUACAGUCAGCCCUACGACGAUCCUUCGAUGGCGCGUACUCCAUACGCGCCUACUCCAUCAAUGGUUGGGUACGGUAUGCAGGAUUAUGGCAACCCUCCACCACAAUCGUACAGUGAAUGGAAUGUCAGUCAAAGCUACCACAACGCGCAACAGGCCAACUCUGCUCAACCACGAGCCAGUAGCGCUUACCCAAUGUCGCCACCACAAGUAAUGCUUGUUCCGCAGCAAUUCCGCGUGCCCAGUCGUCAAGGACAACAAUUUCAACACCAUCGUGCUGCUUCAGCGGGUCAACAAGGUCAAGUAUUGGCACAGAAUGAAGACCAUUCGGUACCUCCUCUGGGACAAGCUUCAUCUUCAAGAAGAGCUAGCAGUUCCGUACUCCGUCCUGAAGCGAGACCAUUCAUUCCAGGUAAAGCUAUCUAG
Molecule: messenger RNA, 1083 nt
Organism: Alternaria arborescens
Lineage: Eukaryota; Fungi; Ascomycota; Dothideomycetes; Pleosporales; Pleosporaceae
Exons: 2
Coding region: 1-1083 (360 amino acids)
Source: RefSeq, a predicted model, not a curated record